AUGUCACAUAAACCUGUUAGACAAGACUACAUUGCAAAGAUCCGGUAUACCAAUAAUCUUCCACCUCCACCAUUAAACCCAAAAUACAUUGAGUACAACACAACAAACCCAAUAUCACCCAAAGUAGAAGCGGAACAGCUUCUCUCGUCAUUAUUUCGUAAAGAAAAUUUUCAAAAUUUACUCGGACGCAUCGAUGACUUUUCAGGAUUGGAACUAAAUUUACUCAAUAACGCUGGCUUUUUCGCAGGAGAUUCCACAGUAGUUGGCCAACUUUCCAAAAAUGGCCAACCAGUACAUCUACACCCCAAGGAUAGGGCCUUGCUUAGAGAUGCAGGAAUUGGCAAGAUAAAUAAAUCGGAGCCUGGGGUUUCUUUCUUGAGAAGAACAGAGUACAUUUCGGAGCGAUCCUUGCCCAAAGCUGCCCAUUCGGUAACAGCACACACCGAAGAGGUUAAAGUCAAUGAGAAAUUAAAAAAUAACGAAUCGCAUAGCUUAGACGCAGAUGCCCAGUUGAAUGCCGUUGAGGAGACGUUUACAGCAGCAAACUCUACGUUGCUGGAUGUAUCCAGCUUGAAACAUCCGCGCAAGAGACAUUUGAAAGCUGUUGACGCAUGGCCAUUGCUACCAGAUACGCAAAUGAUGGACAAUGUACUAAUGAACUUGAGGUUUCUUGGUAGUGCAUCAAUUGAUCGUGAAUUGAAAGAUCUCAAAAGGAAGCGAGGAACAGCAUUUAAUGAGAAAUUUGAAAGACAAAAGCAAGAGUCUAGUAUUUUCAAACCUAUUAAUUCCGAAGAUGGCGAAUGGAUGUCUAUGUUUGAAGUCAACGACAUAAGUCAAGCUGAACAAGUUCAUCAAAAACUCAACUCUACAGCACCAGAGCAACCUAUCAAUUUACUAGACUUGGACGAUGAAUCCGCUUCAAAUUACAAUUUCAAGUUUGUGCAUAACUACGACAUGCAAUACCAAGAAUAUCCAGAGGUAAACCAGGAACUUGCCAUCAAGUUUAUACCAGAUGAUGAACACAAAGACACAAAAGCACCUACAAAAAAACGCAAAGUUGCCUAUUAUUUACCAGUUACUGGUAAAAUUGAAUUGCGAAAACACAGGCUUUCAACAAACUCUGAGAUCAAUAAAUUUGUCAAGGAAAGGACCUAUGAUGAAGUUGCUUUUAAAUUGAGAGAGCCAUCAACAAAUGAAUUGAAGGAAAUGGAUAGAGCUAGAUCAGAGUUUGAUCCUAUGGAGUACGAAGGUGACGAUGACGACGAAGAAGAAGAAGAUGAUGAUGAUGAAGAAGAGCUUGAGGAUGGAGAAGAUUAUGAAGAGAGAGAGGAACAGGAAGAACUGGAGAGUAGGCAAGGACGUUCCAAUGGAAAUGCUGAGUCAGGAGCUGAUCAAGAGAGUGUGGAUGGGAAAGUUAAGCACGAUAGAGAAGAUGCUGAAAAUGAAGAGGGAGAAAGUCAUAAUGAGGAUUUCUAA
This is a messenger RNA of Lodderomyces elongisporus, 1476 nucleotides long. RefSeq lists its product as uncharacterized. Gene Ontology annotation, cellular component: Cdc73/Paf1 complex. NCBI's taxonomy places the organism in Eukaryota, Fungi, Ascomycota, Pichiomycetes, Serinales, Debaryomycetaceae. Gene Ontology annotation, biological process: transcription elongation by RNA polymerase II. Bases 1 to 1476 code for a protein of 491 amino acids. The record is from RefSeq and is a predicted model, not a curated record. Gene Ontology annotation, molecular function: chromatin binding; RNA polymerase II complex binding. The transcript has a single exon.